GUAGAUGGAUAAUAGAUAUAGAUUUCCAGCCUAACACUCCAAUUCUUCUUUCUCCUCUCCUCUCCUCUCCUCUCGUCUCGUAAAAGGUUCCACAAAUGUCCACGACCUUAAUGGCGUCUUCAACCAUUCCUUCACCUGCGUCGUUCCGGCGAGCCACUCACUGUUCGCUACGUGCUUGCAAUAGUAUCAAACCUCCGAUGCCUCCGCUAAACCCUAAGGAUCCAUUUCUUUCUAAGCUCGCUUCUAUCGCCGCUACUUCACCGGAGAAGCUCCUCAAUCGCCCGCUUAACUCCGAUACUCCGCCCUACCUCGACCUCUUUGACUCUCCUACGCUUAUGGCUACUCCGGCCUCGGUGGAACGAUCUGUUUCAUACAAUGAACACAGGCCAAGGAGGCCGCCUCCAGAUUUACCAUCAUUGCUUCUCCAUGGAAGAAUAGUGUACCUUGGCAUGCCGUUGGUACCAGCGGUAACAGAACUCAUCAUUGCAGAACUAAUGUAUCUGCAAUGGAUGGAUCCCAAAGAGCCAAUAUAUCUUUAUAUAAAUUCCACUGGAACUACUCGUGAUGAUGGUGAAUCGGUUGGAAUGGAAACAGAGGGUUUUGCGAUUUAUGAUGCUAUGAUGCAAUUAAAAAAUGAGAUUCAUACAGUUGGCGUUGGAGCUGCUAUAGGUCAUGCAUGCCUGUUGCUUGCUGCAGGGACCAAGGGCAAAAGGUUUAUGAUGCCACACGCAAAAGCUAUGAUACAACAACCUCGUGUUCCAUCAUCUGGGUUAAUGACAGGCAGUGAUGUUCUCAUCCGUGCAAAGGAGGUAAUCGUUAACAAAGACACACUUGUUAGCCUCUUGGCAAAGCACACCGAAAAUCCCAUUGAAACUGUAACACAAGUGAUGAGAAGACCAUUUUAUAUGGAUUCAACUAAAGCUAAAGAGUUUGGUGUAAUUGACAAGAUACUUUGGCGAGGUCAGGAAAAGAUCAUGGCGGAUGCUGCACCACCUGAGGCAUGGGAUAAGAAUGCUGGCAUUAAAGCCGUCGAUGCUAUCUAGCAACAUGCAUAUGCUCUAGGUAUCUACUGUUCAAGUCAAAGAAUCGAAAAGGUUGAAGUGAUGGGGAGAGGGGACGAUUGAUAUAUUGUAUGUUCGACCCAAGAUUACGUCUAGGCAAGUCAAAGUUUGAAAUUCAAGUCAUUAAUGAUGAUUGAUAUUCUAGACACAUCAAAUCUAAGAAUUAGUUGCAUGUCUUUAAGUUGGACUACUCAACACUUCAAAUUAAAUACAUAUUCAUGAAGCUUAAAAAUUCAUUUUG
Helianthus annuus (common sunflower) is the source of this 1302-nucleotide messenger RNA. Its product is annotated as ATP-dependent Clp protease proteolytic subunit-related protein 3, chloroplastic. NCBI's taxonomy places the organism in Eukaryota, Viridiplantae, Streptophyta, Magnoliopsida, Asterales, Asteraceae. Bases 96 to 1043 code for a protein of 315 amino acids. The transcript is spliced from 10 exons. Gene Ontology annotation, cellular component: endopeptidase Clp complex. Gene Ontology annotation, molecular function: serine-type endopeptidase activity; ATPase binding; ATP-dependent peptidase activity. Gene Ontology annotation, biological process: protein quality control for misfolded or incompletely synthesized proteins. The record is from RefSeq and is a predicted model, not a curated record.